This is a messenger RNA of Effrenium voratum, 915 nucleotides long. The record is from the annotation of a GenBank genome assembly. NCBI's taxonomy places the organism in Eukaryota, Dinophyceae, Suessiales, Symbiodiniaceae.
AUGGCCGCGCUUCUCAACAAGCGGGCGCGCACGACAGUGCAGGAGGUCAGCGUGGAUGAGAUCAUGCAGUGCUUUCAAGCCUUCCUCGCGGCGAAGAAAGACCGCGACCUCACUGCUCUCUUAGAGCGGGCGCUGCAAGUCAGCUGGAAGUCGGCGCCAUCCACAGCCCUUCCCGCCUUUGUGGAAGGCUACGAGCUCUUCGCCAACGUCUUGCAGCGAUGCGGGCCUGUGCUCAGCAACCAGAAGACCCUGCUGGCCUUGGUCUCCUUGCACGACGACAAGCCCUGCAACUUCACCCGCCAGCCCAUGCGGGCAUGGGCAGACCUGGUGAGCGCCAGCGUCCGCGCCUGCCUGGCCAAGCUCCGCGAGCGCGCCUACGACCCCACCUUGCAAGAAAGGACGCUGCGGAAGGCCACAGUGCAGCAGGCGUCUGCCUUGCAGGGCCUGGCCGCCAUGGUUCGCCGCUGGGAUGACAAAGGGCCGACCUCGUCGGCCUUGCCGCUCGCCCUGGCGGCGCAGGUGCUCGCGCCAGCGGCGGGCGCAGAUGCCGCAACUGCCUUGGGCGACGACGGCUGGCCGGACUUCAUGGCCGCGCUGUCGGUGGAGCCUGUCACCUAUGAGCAGAAGCUGCAAGGCAAGGACGCCGACGACCGCGAGCCCGCCAGCCCGGACAAGGACGCCCAGGCCAGGACACAGCCGCCGCCCCGGACAUCGAGGCCGGCAAAGAAGCCAGCCGCGAAACAGCAGGCGGCCACUUCAAGUGCUCCUGGAAAGAAGCAGCUGAAGAUGACGGGCAAGUGCAUCGCCAGCCGGGCCUACGCCAAGGCUCUCAAAACUGGCGGCAUAGAGGCGGCACGGGCAGCGCACGCCCAAGCCCUGGAAGAGUGCAGGGCGAAGGGCAUUCCUUUUGAUUAG